This is a messenger RNA of Procambarus clarkii (red swamp crayfish), 4279 nucleotides long. The record is from RefSeq and is a predicted model, not a curated record. Lineage: Eukaryota; Metazoa; Arthropoda; Malacostraca; Decapoda; Cambaridae.
UGAGGGAGGCAGUAAUGGUGGCAGCCAACCUUGCCACAUUACUCCUAUCAUACACUCAUCCUUCCCAUCCUCGACCAAGCCAAAUAUUACGUCAUAAUGUUUACUCAUUAUAUAUAGUUUUUACUUUUUGUUUUUAUUUUUAUGUAAUGGUUGAGUUAUUCCUGAGGAUUGUAUUGAAGAUAUGUGGGUGAAGUUGGCAAUGGUGGUGUAUGUAAACAGUGUGAGUGUGGCGGCAGAGGCAGGCAGCACGUGAGCGCCGCUACAAUACAACAAUACAACACUAUAACAACAACAACACCACAACAUGGGUAUAGUGGAGAGGAGACUCAAGGUCUUCUACAAGAAGACCAAGAAGGGCAAUAUAAUAAAGUGUAUGAAUACGUGUCAAGUCUGACAGACAGGCCAGGAUUACUGGAUAUUGUGGCAAAAGUAGAAGAGGAAAGAGAUGAAGAUGCCAGUCAUCAACGCUACUUCUAUCCACCUCAUCGCUCCCUGGAAAAAAUCCGUGCGGCACUUAAGUCUGGUAAACUUUCUCAAGGAGUAUUGAAGACGUCACGAACUAACUUUCUUGAAGCCAAUGUAAUGGUAGAAGGUUUAGAAAGGACAAUACUGAUCCAGGGUCGUCUAAACCUGAACCGUGCAUUACAUGAUGAUACUGUAGCUAUUGAAAUAUUUCCUGAAGAUCAGUGGUCAGCCCCUUCAACUGUUGUAAUUGAUCAAGAGAAGCAAGAAGAGGAGAAAGGAGCAUGUAGUGAAGAUGAAAAUGGUGAUGAAGCAACUCUAAAAGAAGAGCAGGCUCUUCUGGCUUCUGGGAAAGGAGAAGGAGAACGUCAGCCAACGGGUUGUGUUGUUGGCAUUAUUAGACGGAAAUGGAGACAGUAUUGCGGUAUCAUUAAGAAGAAUGAAAUUGCCGAAUCAAUGCGGCACUUGUUCAUCCCAGCUGAUAAGAAGAUUCCAUUCAUACGUAUUGAGACAAGACAGCCUGAUUUGCUGUAUGAUAAAAGAAUAAUUGUUGCCAUUGAUUCUUGGCCGAGAGAUUCGAGAAACCCUAAGGGUCACUUUGUUCGUGUGAUUGGGACGGUUGGAGACAAAGAUGCCGAAAAUGAAGUGAUUCUUUUAGAACACGAUUGUCCUUAUACCAAGUUUUCUGAGUCAGUCCUGAACUGCCUUCCAAAGAUGCCAUGGGUAGUCACAGAAAAGGAUGAGGCAGAGCGUGAAGAUUUAAGACAUUUAGAUAUUUGCUCUGUUGAUCCUAUUGGCUGCACAGACAUUGAUGAUGCUCUGCACUGUCGAAGGCUUCCAAAUGGUAAUUUUGAGGUUGGUGUCCACAUAGCUGAUGUGUCGCACUUCAUUCGACCCCACACUGCCUUAGACAAGGAAGCACAAAACCGCAGUACUACGGUGUACCUCACCAACCGUCGUAUUGAUAUGGUGCCAGAUCUCCUCAGCAGUAACUUGUGUUCCCUGCGUGGUAAUGUUGACAGGUUUGCUUUCUCUGUCAUAUGGGAAAUAACACCACAGGCAGAAGUUUUAUCAUCCCGAUUUUGCAAGACAAUCAUCAAGUCUCGGGGAGAACUAAGCUACGAGCAGGCUCAGCAGCGUAUUGAUGAUCCAAAUAUGAAAGAUGAUCUUACCAAAACUCUCAGAAAUCUCAACAUGUUGGCUAAGCAGCUAAAGAAUAAGAGGAUCAAUGCUGGAGCAUUGGUUUUGGCUAGUAUGGAGGUCAAAUUCCAUGUUGAUCCUGACACGGACACUGUGGUUGACAUCGUAGCAAAGCAACACUUGGAGACAAUGAGCAUGGUGGAGGAGUUCAUGUUGCUCGCCAAUGUAACAGCUGCAGAAACUACACUCCAGAGCUUCCCAGAUUGUGCCCUUCUUCGUCGACAUCCUGCACCUCCUCCAUCAAACUUUGAGCCAUUGUUGUUAGCAGCAAAAAGUCAAAAUAUUAAUUUAGACGUAACGAGCAACAAGACCUUGGCCAAGAGUCUGGACAACAACACUCGGGAGAACAAUCCGUUCUUCAACAGCAUGUUGCGUAUAAUGACGACACGAUGCAUGAUGCAGGCUCUCUACUUCUGCUCUGGUACUCGGGAGCCUCCAGAAUAUUAUCACUAUGGACUAGCCACACAAACCUACACUCACUUUACUUCACCCAUCAGAAGGUAUGCUGAUAUAAUUGUACAUAGACUGCUUGCAGUCAUCAUUGAAGCAGAUAGGACCUACCCAGACCUCUUGGACCCAAAGAAAUUAGCAGAUCUUAGUCAGCACAUCAAUUAUCGUCACAAAAUGGCUCAGUAUGCAGCCAGAGGAUCAGCAGUAAUUACAGCCAUUGCUUCUCUGAGAGGCAAGGUGUCAGAAUUUGAUUCAUAUGUGUUGUUUUUGCACAAAAAUGCCAUUCAAGUGUUAGCGCCAACAAUUGGCCAGCAACUGACUUUAUUCCUGGACAAAGGAGGGAACAAGGAUAAAGAAGCAAAGAUAGGAAAGCCACAACAGGUGUCUUCACAAGCAAUGGAAGUGGAGGAGGAGACACCAGCAGUGGAAUUUGAAUUUAAUGAACAGGAACUCUUUGUGAAAUGCAAUGACGUGAUAAUUCGUCCCUUUGACCAUCUUCGUAUACAAGUGAGUGUGGAUGCCUCUGACGUUCAGCAUCAACGUGUUGUCUGCAAACUUAUUCAUCCUGUCAUCCCAGGAUUUUCAGUUCCAUCUCUAAAGCGAGAAGGAGAAGAUGGAAUGGAUAAGGGGGUAAAGAAGUUGAAAAAGAAAUAGUUUUAAAUUAUAUAUAUAUAUUAUGUAAAUUAUUAAUAGCAUUGAACAUUAUGAGAAGUCUGUACCUGGAUGGGUUUCUGAGAGUUCAUCUACUUCCCAAGCCUGGCCCCAGGCCAGGCUUGACUUGUGAGAGCUUGGUCCAACAGGCUCUCACAAGUCUUGGAGCGACCUGCAGGCCCACAUAUCCACCACAGCCCGGUUGGUCCGGCACUUCUUGAAGAAAACUGUUUGGUUUUAUCUUGAAGGUGUCCAUAUUUGUUCUGGCAAAUUUGUUUAUAAAUGGAAAAUUCACCAAUUAGGAAGUUCAAAGAUUUUUAAUUUAUGCAAAUUAAUACUAAUUCAUUUGAUUCCUUAGUUUACAUUCAUUAUACAGCAUUUCAUAAACACAAGUAUCUUUCAUGAUAAUUUAUGUAAGAGCCUUAAAUAGAUGCUAAUAGACAGUAGAGAUGCAACUUGAAAUGCAUUACUUAUUUUUAAAUUUAAGUUGGAAUUAAAGUAUGUUUUUUUAUAUUAUUUACUAGUGUGGAAAACGUAAAACUAACUACCUGAUACUGUAAUAUUAUAAAUAACAAUAAAGACGUGAGUUGUCAUUCUUUUACAAAUAUUGUAACUGUACAAAAUACCCAAAGCCUGUGUGUGGCAUUCUUGGCUCCAGUGUUUUUUAGAUCGUGUAAAUUAAUAGUGUAAUGAAGGAAAGUUUUCUGUACUGAUGCAAAGACUUUCACAGAUAAGUAUAAAUGUUGAAUAUAUUUUUAAAAUUUUGGCUGGUUAAAUUUUCAGGAGCUCAAAUUAAAAAUGUGUAGUUGUGAAUUCCAACAGUUUUAUUUUUUAUUAGACUACAAGAUGUACAAAAUUCUUUCCUUGUGUCCUUUCACAAAAUGAUAAUGAAAAACCCUUAUGUAAUGUCUAUACUGUGAAUAUUUUUAUAUUCUGCAUUAGAUAUAUGGAUCGAGAUAUAUUUACAGCUAUGAUCAGGAGAGAGAAUUUUUAUGAAACGACCUAAAUUUUUAGUUGAAAUUAGAGCAUUUCUUAUUAAUGCUCUGAUUAUUAUUAGUAUGGCUGCAGAGAUCCUUGUCUGAAACUCUAAAAGAAAUCACAUUAGCAGUGCAGUAAUUCCAUAAAACCUCUAUUUUGAUGUCAUAUAUGUAGGACUAAUGUGAUCAUCCAUAUUAAUUAAGAUUUUUUUUUAGUAUUGAACUACCUGCAAGUUAUUCCCCAAAUAUGAAAAAUUACAGUCAUACACCAUAAAUUUUUGUUGACAUUACACUACAGUAUUAGAAAAUGUUUUUCAAUAAAAUUUUAAUGAAAUCACAGUUUGUUUUAUAUACAAUGUUAAGACAGAAAAAUUUGAAAUAAAUGUUGUAUAUAUUCUCACUCGCCAGUACAAUAUCUUCACUGAAACAAAAAACAACCACCUUGACAUCAAAAGGUAAAUGUACUAUCUACAGUAUAUAUCCUGUCCAACACCAGUGCUUUCUUGUAGUACAACUUUACAUUAACCAAUUUAGAGAUA